AUGUCUCCAGUCGAAGCAUCCACUAACGAAAAAGUUGAAUUCUUAAAAAGUUUGAAACCACAAAAUGUAGAGCCAUUAUGGACCGUUAUGUCUGCUAUGGUCCCACCGGUGCCCAAGCCAAGGGCUGUCCCCGCAGUUUGGAAUUACAAAAAAUUGAGACCUUUAUUGGUUGAAUCUGGCCGUUUAGUGCCAACUGAAGAAUCAGAAAGAAGAGUUUUGAUGUUGAUCAACCCAGCUUUGAAAGCCCCCCAAACUACUGACACAUUGUAUGCUGGUUUACAAUACAUCAACCCAGGGGAAGUUGCUCCAGCCCACAGACAUUCUGCUUUUGCUUUGAGGUUUAUUAUCGAAGGUGACGGUGGCUACACUGCUGUUGAAGGUCAAAGAAUCUACAUGGAAAGAGGUGAUGUUAUAUUGACUCCAAGAUGGGACUGGCAUGACCAUGGCAAGGAAGGUGAUGGUCCAAUGAUUUGGUUGGAUGGUCUUGACUUGCCAAUGUUCCAAGCCAUUCCUGUGAAUUUCGCUGAACACUACCAUGAAGAAUGUUAUCCAGCUGAAACUGUUGCUGAAUCUAACAUCAAGUUCCCAUGGAAGAUUACCCAAGACUACCUUGAUUCUAUUGAAAGUGACUAUGCUGUUUUUGAUUACACCGGCCAAAACAAAGCACCGUUGUCAACCAUUCUUACUGCUCAAGCUGAAAGAGUCAAUGUUGGAAGUUCAAGUGAAUGGCGCCAAGAAAACUCUUCAUUUGUCUACCAUGUUUAUGAAGGUGCUGGUUACACUGCUAUCGAGGAAGACAAUGGUGAGGAAACAAUCUUGAGAUGGGAAGGUAAGGAUACCUUUUGUAUUCCUGCUUGGAAAAGGUUCAAACAUGUCAAUGACGGUGUCCAAACUGCUUACCUUUUCUCUUUCAACGACUCUCCUUUGCUUAAGAAUUUGGCUAUCCACAAAACUGCUGCAAAUUAA
Lodderomyces parapsilosis is the source of this 966-nucleotide messenger RNA. Its product is annotated as cupin domain-containing protein. Gene Ontology annotation, molecular function: dioxygenase activity. The coding region runs from base 1 to 966 and encodes 321 amino acids. The record is from RefSeq and is a predicted model, not a curated record. The transcript has a single exon. Lineage: Eukaryota; Fungi; Ascomycota; Pichiomycetes; Serinales; Debaryomycetaceae.